AAUGGACAACUUCUUCCCCGAGAGGUUAGAGGCAAAGAUUGUUCUUUUGUCUCCCCCAGGUGAACGUUGAACUAAGCUGCUCCAGGCCUCCCCCGCCUGCCAGUGCUGCUUCUGGGAAGACUUCGGCUUAUCUCCCAGUCUGUGAUUGAUGGACAGCAAGAGGGCACACAUACUUGCAGGGAACACGGGUCUGGCUGAGAGAAAAUGGCCAGCAUUUUCCAAGUACCGUAAAUUCCUGUGCAGAGGGCAUCAUUGUCUUCCAGACGGACUAUGGUCAGAUUCCCUGUGGAACAUAGAGGCGUAGCCACCAAGGGUGAGAAGUUCAUUACCUGGUUCUGGCCCCCAGGACAGCCAUACCUGCUGUUUAUCUGAUAUGGAUUCCUGAAGGAAUCAGGGAAUCACCUGGAGGUCUUGUUUCGGAUGCAGAUUCUGAUCAGCAGGUCUGGGCUGGGGGCUGAGAGUCUGCAUUUCUCACCAGCUACCUGGUGGUAUGGAUGCUGCUGGUCGAUGUUGGAGUCGGAGAACUGCCUUAGGGUCGUAGUAACUACAGUGAAGAGCAGGAAGUACCCUCAGUCCCCUCCGUGUACCAGCCGUGCUGCUGUUUAGGACGAAGCAAAGGUCUUCACAUACAAGCAGAGCACAAUUACACACCAGAAGGUGAUGGCUAUGGACCCCAUGGAUGAGGAGGGCGUGGAUGACAUGGCCACCUUGACUGAGCUCCACGGGGGCGCCAUCAUGCAUAACCUGUACCAGCGCUACAAGAGAAACCAAAUCUACACCUACAUCGGCUCCAUCAUCGCCUCUGUGAACCCCUACAAGUCCAUCGCUGGCCUGUACUCACGGGAUGCCAUGGAGCGCUACAGCAGGUGCCACCUGGGCGAGCUGCCCCCGCACGUCUUCGCCAUCGCCAACGAGUGCUACCGCUGCCUGUGGAAGCGCCACGACAACCAGUGCGUCCUCAUCAGUGGUGAAAGCGGGGCAGGUAAGACCGAAAGCACUAAGUUGAUCCUCAAGUUUUUAUCAGCCAUCAGUCAGCAGUCUCUGGACUUGUCCUCGAAGGAGAAGACAUCGUGUGUUGAACAAGCCAUUCUUGAGAGCAGCCCCAUCAUGGAAGCCUUCGGCAAUGCCAAGACUGUGUAUAACAACAACUCCAGUCGCUUCGGGAAGUUUGUUCAGCUGAACAUCUGCCAGAAGGGAAAUAUCCAGGGCGGGAGAAUCGUAGAUUAUUUAUUAGAAAAAAACCGAGUAGUAAGGCAAAAUCCCGGGGAAAGGAAUUAUCACAUAUUCUAUGCGCUGCUGGCAGGGCUAGAGCGUGAAGAAAAAGAAGAAUUUUAUUUAUCUGUGCCAGAAAACUACCACUACUUGAAUCAAUCUGGAUGUGUAGGAGACAAGACAAUCAGUGACCAGGAAUCCUUUAGGGAAGUUAUUACGGCAAUGGAGGUAAUGCAGUUUAGCAAGGAAGAAGUUCGGGAAGUUUUGAGGUUGCUUGCUGGUAUAUUACAUCUUGGGAACAUAGAAUUUAUCACUGCUGGUGGAGCACAAGUUUCCUUCAAAACAGCCUUGGGCAGGUCUGCAGAGUUACUUGGGCUGGACCCGGCACAGCUCACAGACGCCUUGACCCAGAGAUCCAUGUCUCUCCGGGGGGAGGAGAUCCUUACGCCUCUCAAUGUUCAACAGGCAGUAGACAGCAGGGACUCCUUGGCCAUGGCACUUUACGCACGCUGCUUCGAGUGGGUGAUCAAGAAGAUAAACAGCAGGAUCAAAGGCAAAGAUGACUUCAAAUCUGUUGGCAUCCUUGACAUCUUUGGAUUUGAAAACUUUGAGGUGAAUCACUUUGAGCAGUUCAAUAUAAACUAUGCAAACGAGAAACUUCAGGAAUAUUUCAACAAGCAUAUCUUUUCUUUAGAACAACUGGAAUAUAGCAGAGAAGGCUUAGUGUGGGAAGAUAUUGACUGGAUAGACAAUGGAGAAUGCCUGGACUUGAUUGAGAAGAAACUUGGUCUCCUAGCCCUUAUCAAUGAAGAAAGCCAUUUUCCUCAAGCCACAGACGGCACCUUAUUGGAGAAGUUACACAAUCAGCAUGCUAAUAACCACUUUUAUGUGAAGCCCAGAGUUGCAGUCAGCAAUUUUGGAGUGAAACACUAUGCUGGAGAGGUGCAGUAUGACGUGAGGGGCAUCUUGGAGAAGAACAGAGAUACCUUCAGAGAUGAUCUUCUCAACUUGCUGAGGGAAAGCCGAUUCGACUUCAUCUACGACCUCUUUGAACACGUUUCAAGCCGCACGGACCAGGAUACCUUGAAAUGUGGAAGCAAACAUCGGCGGCCCACGGUCAGCUCGCAAUUCAAGGACUCGCUGCAUUCCUUAAUGGCAACGCUAAGCUCCUCUAAUCCUUUCUUUGUUCGCUGUAUCAAGCCAAACAUGCAGAAGAUGCCCGACCAGUUUGAACAGGCAGUUGUGGUCAACCAGCUGCGGUACUCCGGGAUGCUGGAGACAGUCAGGAUCCGGAAAGCUGGGUAUGCUGUCCGAAGACCCUUCCAGGAUUUUUACAAAAGGUAUAAGGUGCUGACGAGGAAUGUGGCUCUGCCCGAGGACGUGAGGGGCAAGUGCACGGCCCUGCUGCAGCUCUACGACACCUCCAACAGCGAGUGGCAGCUGGGAAAGACGAAGGUCUUCCUUCGCGAGUCCUUGGAGCAGAAACUGGAGAAGCGGCGGGAGGAGGAGGUGACGCGGGCGGCCAUGGUGAUCCGGGCCCACGUCUUGGGCUACUUGGCACGAAAGCAAUACAAGAAGGUCCUUUAUUGUGUAGUGAUUAUACAGAAGAAUUACAGAGCAUUCCUUCUGAGGAGGAGAUUUUUGCACCUGAAAAAAGCAGCCGUCGUUUUCCAGAAGCAACUCCGAGGUCAGAUUGCCCGGAGAGUUUACAGACAGCUGCUGGCAGAGAAACGGGCAGAGGAGGAAGAGAGGAAACGGGAAGAGGAAGAAAAGAGGAAGCGAGAGGAGGAGGAAAGAGAAAGAGAGAGGGAACGAAGAGAAGCUGAGCUCCGCGCCCAACAGGAGGAAGCAGCGAGGAAGCGGCGGGAACGGGAAGCCUCGCAGAAGAGUCAGAGGGAGGCCGAGCUGGCCCGGGAGCUGGAGAAGCAGGAGGAGAGCAAGCAGGUCGAGGAGAUCCUGCGCCUGGAGAGGGAAAUCGAGGACCUGCAGCGCGUGAAGGAGCGGCAGGAGCUGUCCUUGACCGAGGCCUCCCUGCAGAAGCUGCGGCAGCUGCGCGACGAGGAGCUGCGGCGGCUGGAGGACGAAGCCUGCCGCGCCGCCCAGGAGUUCCUGGAGUCGCUCAACUUCGACGAGAUCGACGAGUGUGUCCGCAACAUCGAGCGCUCCCUGUCGGUGGGGAGCGGGUCCGCGGGCGUGCGGGCCGACCCGGCCGAGGGUGCCUGCGGCGAGAAGCCCAGCUUCAACUUCAGCCAGCCCUACCCGGAGGAGGAGGUGGACGAGGGCUUCGAGGCCGACGACGAUGCUUUCAAGGACUCGCCCAACCCCAGCGAGCACGGCCACUCGGACCAGCGCACCAGUGGCAUCCGGACCAGCGACGAGUCCUCGGAGGAGGACCCCUACAUGAACGACACCGUGGUGCCCACCGGCCCCGGCCCCGACGGCACCGUGCUGCUGGCCCCCUCGGAGCACGGCUCCUCCUCCGGGGAGCCCACCUACUGCAUGCCCCAGACGCCUGGGGGCCUGCCCUCCCCGGACGGCGACCGCAGCUACGACCAGGACGACUGUGAGGACGGGGCCGUCACCCCCGGCAGCAGCGCGACCUUCUCCAACUCCUACAGCAGCCAGUGGUCCCCGGACUACCGAUGCUCCGUGGGCACCUACAACAGCUCGGGGGCUUACCGGUUCAGCUCGGAGGGGGCCCAGUCCUCGUUUGAAGAUAGUGAAGAGGACUUCGACUCUCGGUUUGAUACAGACGAUGAACUUUCAUACCGGCGGGACUCUGUGUACAGCUGUGUCACGCUGCCUUACUUCCACAGCUUCCUGUACAUGAAAGGUGGCCUCAUGAACACCUGGAAACGCCGCUGGUGCGUCCUCAAGGACGAAACCUUCCUAUGGUUCCGCUCCAAGCAGGAGGCCCUCAAGCAAGGCUGGCUGCACAAGAAGGGUGGCGGCUCCUCCACGCUGUCCAGGAGAAACUGGAAGAAGCGCUGGUUCGUCCUCCGCCAGGCCAAGCUGAUGUACUUUGAGAAUGACAGCGAGGAGAAGCUCAAGGGCACCGUGGAAGUCCGGACGGCCAAGGAGAUCAUAGAUAACACCAGCAAAGAAAACGGGAUUGACAUCAUUAUGACCGAUAGGACCUUCCACCUGAUCGCUGAAUCCCCAGAAGACGCCAGCCAGUGGUUUAGCGUGCUGAGUCAGGUCCACGCAUCCACGGACCAGGAGAUUCGGGAGAUGCAUGAUGAGCAGGCAAACCCGCGGAACGCCGUGGGCACUUUGGAUGUGGGGUUAAUUGAUUCUGUGUGUGCCUCGGACAGCCCUGAUAGACCCAACUCAUUUGUGAUCAUCACGGCCAACCGGGUGCUUCACUGCAACGCGGACACGCCGGAGGAGAUGCAUCACUGGAUAACGCUGCUGCAGAGAUCCAAGGGGGACACCAGAGUGGAGGGCCAGGAGUUUAUAGUGAGAGGGUGGUUGCACAAAGAAGUGAAAAACAGCCCGAAGAUGUCUUCACUGAAACUGAAGAAACGAUGGUUUGUGCUAACCCACAACUCCUUGGAUUACUACAAGAGCUCGGAGAAGAAUGCUCUGAAGUUGGGCACCCUGGUCCUCAACAGCCUCUGUUCGGUUGUCCCGCCGGACGAGAAGAUCUUCAAAGAGACAGGCUACUGGAACGUCACCGUGUACGGACGCAAGCACUGCUAUCGGCUCUAUACCAAGCUGCUCAACGAGGCCACCAGGUGGUCCAGCGCCAUUCAAAACGUGACGGACACCAAGGCCCCUAUUGACACCCCGACCCAGCAGCUGAUUCAGGAUAUCAAGGAGAACUGCCUGAACGCGGACGUGGUGGAGCAGAUCUAUAAGCGGAACCCUAUCCUGCGCCACACCCAUCGGCCCCUGCACUCCCCACUCCUGCCCCUGCCCUACGGAGACAUCAACCUCAACCUGCUCAAAGACAAAGGCUACACGACACUUCAGGAUGAAGCCAUCAAGAUAUUCAAUUCCCUUCAGCAGCUGGAGUCCAUGUCUGACCCUGCGCCCAUCAUCCAGGGCAUCCUCCAGACGGGACACGACCUCCGCCCUCUGCGAGACGAGCUAUACUGCCAGCUCAUCAAACAGACCAACAGGGUGCCCCAUCCGGGCAGCGUGGGCAACCUGUGCAGCUGGCAGAUCCUUACCUGCUUGAGCUGCACCUUCCUGCCCAGCCGGGGGAUCCUCAAGUACCUCAAGUUCCACCUGAGAAGGAUACGGGAACAGUUCCCAGGAACCGAGAUGGAAAAAUACGCCCUCUUCAUUUACGAAUCUCUCAAGAAAACCAAAUGCAGAGAGUUUGUGCCUUCCCGAGAUGAAAUUGAAGCUCUGAUCCAUCGGCAGGAGAUGACGUCCACAGUGUACUGCCACGGCGGGGGCUCCUGCAAGAUCACUAUCAGCUCCCACACCACAGCCGGGGAGGUGGUGGAGAAGCUGAUCCGAGGCCUGGCCAUGGAGGACAGUAGAAACAUGUUUGCGCUCUUUGAGUACAACGGACACGUCGAUAAAGCCGUCGAAAGCCGGACCAUUGUAGCAGAUGUAUUAGCAAAGUUUGAAAAGCUGGCUGCCACAUCAGAGGUGGGUGACCAGCCCUGGAAAUUCUACUUCAAACUUUACUGCUUCCUGGACACAGACAACGUGCCAGAAGACAGCGUGGAAUUUGCGUUCAUGUUUGAACAGGCCCACGAAGCCGUCGUCCACGGCCACUACCCGGCCCCCGAGGAAAACCUGCAGGUCCUGGCUGCCCUGCGGCUGCAGUACCUGCAGGGGGAUUACACGCCCCACGCCCCGGUGCCGCCCCUGGAGGAGGUCUACUCGCUGCAGAGACUCAAGGCCCGCAUCAGCCAGUCCACCAAGAGCUUCGCGCCGUGCGAGCGGCUGGAGAAGCGGCGCACGAGCUUCCUGGAGGGGACGCUGCGCCGGAGCUUCCGGACGGGGGCCGCGGUGCGGCAGAAGGCGGAGGAGGGGCAGAUGCUGGACAUGUGGGUCAAGGAGGAGGUCUCGUCCGCGCGGGCCAGCAUCGUCGGCAAGUGGAAGAAGUUUCAGGGGAUGAGCCAGGAGCAGGCCAUGGCCAAGUACAUGGCCUUGAUCAAGGAGUGGCCCGGGUACGGGUCGACGCUCUUUGAUGUGGAGGUGAGAGCUGCCUGCUGCUUCUCGGACCGGGUUGCACCGGGGUCUGUGCGACCACCACGGUCAGGUUCAUGCAGAGGGAGGACCUGGCGGAACGCUUGGCUCUCUCACCCUCUCUUUUUAGAGCCCCCCAAUUUUACCCUUCACACCCGCCACCCACCCAGAGUUUUCUUCCUCCGUUACAGUAAAUGUUCUCGUAAUGUUAGAAGUGAGUGGAAAAUUAAGGUGUCAUCUAUUCUUAAAUAAUUUCUGAUUCUUUCUUAUUCAAGCUAUAGCCCCAAUGAAAAAGUGCUGGUAAAAAUCUGCAUUCAAGUUUAAAAAAACUUUUUUUUAGAACUGUGUCCAGAAAAUUGGAAAUUUUGGAUAUCCUUGGAUUUUACAUUUUUAUCUUUUUCCCAUGACCGUUUGAAGGGAAGAAUUUCUAUUUCACAAUUUGAAUUUGGCUAAAUUCACAUCAACCCAGUACUGAUUCAUAUCCUUUUUUUUUUUUUUAAGUAGACCAUUUAUUGAAAGAAAAUCUUACUGAUGAUUGAGAUCAAGGCUUGGCAAACUGCAGCCCGUGGGCCAAAUCCCGCCUGCCUCCUUUUUUGUAAAAAAAAAAAAAAAAAGUUUUAUUGGAACACAG
Physeter macrocephalus (sperm whale) is the source of this 6994-nucleotide messenger RNA. RefSeq names its product myosin X (gene MYO10). Lineage: Eukaryota; Metazoa; Chordata; Mammalia; Artiodactyla; Physeteridae. Gene Ontology annotation, molecular function: actin filament binding; phosphatidylinositol-3,4,5-trisphosphate binding; ATP binding. The record is from RefSeq and is a predicted model, not a curated record. The transcript has 43 exons. Gene Ontology annotation, biological process: regulation of cell shape; regulation of filopodium assembly; signal transduction. The coding region runs from base 661 to 6615 and encodes 1984 amino acids. Gene Ontology annotation, cellular component: myosin complex; cytoskeleton; filopodium.